UCGCGCGCAGACGAAGUUUUCCUGCAAAACAAAGAGGACGGAACAUUCUGAAACCGCAGCGGUUUUCCCCGUCCCUCUUCUCUGGACCGAAAACUCUGGAGUUACAUCGUGGCCACUAGUUCGGGGGAUCGUCAGGACAAAGGAGAAGAAGUUUCUUCUGUGUGCAGAAAAAAUUGCUGCUAUGGAGGCUAUGGAUCAGGGUGCGUCAGAAUCGACGACGGAGAGCUCCCACUGGCCUUCCCGAUGGAGUGAUAUCGAGAAAAUCCUUAACCGUACAGGACCUCUGUCCAUGCCCGAAUUCGAAGAGGGCAAAUUGCCGGCGGUUCAGAAAGACUGCAACAUUCUCGUCAUCGGAGCGGGCGGUCUCGGCUGUGAACUUUUGAAAAAUCUGGCCAUGAUGGGAUUCAUAAACAUAUCGGUGAUCGACAUGGACACCAUCGAUCUGUCGAACUUGAAUCGGCAGUUCCUCUUCAGGGAGAAAGACAUCGGCCGACCCAAGGCCCAGGUAGCUGCUGAGUUUAUCAACAAUCGGGUACCCGGAGUGAAAGUCACACCUUACUAUGCGAAAAUCGAGGAUUUCGACGCCGAGUUCUACAAGGAGUUUAGCAUCAUCGUCUGCGGUUUGGAUGCGAUAGCGCCUCGCAGGUGGAUAAAUCGACUCCUAUGCUCAAUGCUGGAGUACGAUGACCACGAGGAACUCGAGCCUGAGACCAUCCACCCGCUUGUCGAUGGCGGAACUGAAGGAUUUAAGGGAAAUGCGAGAGUCAUGGCGCCGGGCAUUACCGCGUGCAUCGAAUGCACACUAUCCUUCUAUCCACCGGCGGUGAAUUUCCCCAUGUGCACACUGGCCCAAACACCAAGAUUGCCCGAGCAUUGCAUCGAAUACGUCAAGCUAAUACAGUGGCCGAAAGACAAACCCUUCGGUGAGACCGAAAUCGACGGCGACAACCCGGAACACAUACUCUGGAUCCACGAGAAGUCCUUGGAACGAGCAGCACAGUUCGGCAUUCACGGGAUCACGUACCGUCUGACUCAGGGCGUCGUGAAACGCAUCAUACCUGCGGUAGCUUCGACCAAUGCGGUGAUCGCUGCCAUCUGCGCCAACGAAGUCUUCAAGAUCGCUUACAGCUGCUACCCGAAUUUGAAGACAUACGUCAUGUUCAACGAUACAGCUGGUAUCUACACUGACGUAUUGGAGCCUGAACGAUUAGCGGACUGUAUGUCAUGCAGUAUCAAGCCGCGUAUGCUGCGAUUCCCGCGAUCGGCAACGCUGGAGGACGUUCUAGAUUUUCUCAAAGAAUCACCGCAGUAUCAGAUGUCGAAUCCUGGCGCAACCACGGCGACGCACGAAGGCCAGAAAACCUUGUACAUACCCGGCAUCAAGUCGCUGGAGGAUCAGACGAAGCCGAAUCUGAGCAAAACUCUAGAAGAGCUAGGAUUCGUCGACGGUCAAGAACUGAAUGUGACCGACAAAACAUCUCCGACGGGAUUCACCUUCAAGAUUCGUUACGAAUAAUCUCAGAAAUCCGGUCGCAAGUGAACCGCGAACUGAGCUCCGAGUGUUGAAUGUUUCUUUCUUUCUCGUCUUUCGCCGCAUCACAUCCGGACAAAACCCUGUUUGACUCCUUUCGGUAUCGAGAGCGAGGAACUGCAGCGAGAAAGCUUGCGAGACAACGAACGUGACAGAACGCAACAGUGAAUAAAUGAUAAUUAUAUG
Galendromus occidentalis (western predatory mite) is the source of this 1717-nucleotide messenger RNA. RefSeq names its product Ubiquitin-like activating enzyme 3 (gene Uba3). Gene Ontology annotation, molecular function: NEDD8 activating enzyme activity. The record is from RefSeq and is a predicted model, not a curated record. Gene Ontology annotation, biological process: protein neddylation. Gene Ontology annotation, cellular component: nucleus; cytoplasm. NCBI's taxonomy places the organism in Eukaryota, Metazoa, Arthropoda, Arachnida, Mesostigmata, Phytoseiidae. The coding region runs from base 182 to 1516 and encodes 444 amino acids. The transcript is spliced from 10 exons.